This is a messenger RNA of Puccinia graminis f. sp. tritici CRL 75-36-700-3, 552 nucleotides long. RefSeq lists its product as uncharacterized. Bases 1 to 552 code for a protein of 183 amino acids. The record is from RefSeq and is a predicted model, not a curated record. The transcript is spliced from 4 exons. NCBI's taxonomy places the organism in Eukaryota, Fungi, Basidiomycota, Pucciniomycetes, Pucciniales, Pucciniaceae.
AUGGCCCGAUCAUCUGUUUCCCCUGGUGGAACUCCCUCACAAACACCCUCCCAUCCAACCGAGACUCUUGGCGAUCUUUGCAACCACAGACUAGCAGACAUAUCCAAACUCCAAACCCCAAGAGUGAAACCGAUUGGAGGGGCGAUUGACUUCACUCAAGACUCAGACCACAACAACUCAAAGCUCAAGAAGGUAUCAAAGAAAGACAGUGAAUUUGAUGACAUCCUUGAGUACUUUGAGCCCCCAUACCACGCCAACGAAGGUGACACUGGAGAAAAAUCCUCGCACAGAUGCAAGUGGUGUUCAGGUCCUUACAAGAAAAGCAAGGGGACCAACUCAAACCUCACCAAGCACCGUGACGGCACCAAGGAGCGUCCUGCCUGCUCAGGACGAUCAGACGCAAUUGCUUUUGGGGCCAAGUUACCUCUGACAGCAAUGGAAAUCGAAUUCAAUAAGCAAAACCACAAAGAAGAUUUGAUCCACAAUUACGCUCAAAACACGGUGUUUGAAAUGAGGGUCUUGAAUCAACUCCUAGUGAUGUGGUUAAUCUGA